Acanthoscelides obtectus is the source of this 349-nucleotide messenger RNA. The record is from the annotation of a GenBank genome assembly. Lineage: Eukaryota; Metazoa; Arthropoda; Insecta; Coleoptera; Chrysomelidae.
AUGCCUCACCUGUAUAGAAGUUCACAGAGUCCAAGUCUGCCUUAUCUACUUAGUCAAAAGAUUAGAAACAUAACUGGAGAAAUAGAGACCAAGCCACUCAAGCCAAAGUCAGAUGUGAAUAUUCUGUCCAUUGAGAAAAAACAGGUUCACUCAGAGAAAUUGUUCAACCUGGUUUGCUUCAGCUCUAGAGGAUUCCAGAAUGAAACAUCAGAAGAAGAAACCUUCAGUUCAGAAAUUUUAGAUGAAGAAUUUUAAGUGUUUCCUUAGUAUUUUUGUUAUAGCUUAUAACAAUAAUUUUUCAAUAAUGUAUAGCUUAAUAGUAUAAGUAAUACUAUACUUGACAAUAUAA